GUCUAUCACAUGCAUUUUAUUAUGUGGAUCUUUACCAACUCACAUGGCUAUAAAGGUACCUAGUGGUCCCAGCAGUCAACUUUGGCUGAUCCAGGGAGAUUGCUCUCACAGAUGGAAUACCCUUGCCAAGAGAAUAGCAGAUCAUCCAUUCAACCAUGCAUUGGAGGUGCUAUUGCCACACAGUGCUACUGUACCUGACUACAUCGAGCUACUGUUUUCUACGCCCCAGUCGUACUACACAGCACACCUUUCCCUGAGUCACAUAAUACAGCCUGACAUCAUUAGCAAGUACAUAGCACUAGGCAGUAUAUCUGCCCUCUCGGUCGGAACAAGAAUUGACAUUGACAAUGUUUACUGUCUACUACCAACAGGGAAACUGAUCCUCUCUUUAGACAAGGACACGUAUGAGCAACUUGGGCUGCAAGGGCGACCAUCGAGAUAUACCAAGAAUCAGCGAUUUAUGGUUGAGCUGGACUUAACAGCCCCUCACUUCAAGCCUGGGAAGCCCAACUACGAGAGAGUGAAGUGGUGUCUCACGGAGAGACUAGACUUGGAGGUCGAUUUUGUCAUCUGCUGGAAUGGAAAUGAUGUGGAUGAUGAACCAAAGUUCUUGGAGGACUUCAAAGCCAUCAAACAAAUCUGCCAGCUGGAUAAAGAAACCCUUGCAAGUUUCCCCAUGCCAACCAUACGAGGCGAUCACCCACACGGUCUGGUUGAGGAUGGUGAAGUAUUAAGCUGCACUGUACAGGAGUUCCACACUUGGCUAGGGGUUGUUGCUAACGGUGGACUGACUACGUUCUACGAAGGAUCAGCUGUUGACAGUUAUGUGUCUAGGUUUUUACCACCCGAGCCACAUUCAGAGUGUCAGCAUGGAAUCAGGACAAGGUGGACUGGAAUGAUGUCUCCUGCUUCUAUUGUGCAUCUAUUGGAAAAAUUAAGGGACUAUGUGUCAACUGUGGAUGGCUCUGGACCACCCUGGGUUGCUGUGACUGUGUGGGGGUUCGAGGAUGCCCCUGUAUCAUGGAGAACUAAUGAGCAUGGCUACUGCCAAUCUGGUGACAAUCAUUACACUGUAGUCAUGUUCAGAACUGGUCAUUUUUGGUAUUUGAAUAUGUUAGGCUCACACGAUAUUAUUUAGUACCCUGCUUUGAUUUGUUUGUCCACUAUCGUGUUUCAUAGUUUUCAUAUUGAUUUA
Messenger RNA from Halichondria panicea, 1195 nucleotides. RefSeq names its product ribonuclease P protein subunit p40-like. Gene Ontology annotation, cellular component: ribonuclease MRP complex; multimeric ribonuclease P complex. The transcript has 6 exons. The record is from RefSeq and is a predicted model, not a curated record. Gene Ontology annotation, biological process: tRNA 5'-leader removal; endonucleolytic cleavage in ITS1 to separate SSU-rRNA from 5.8S rRNA and LSU-rRNA from tricistronic rRNA transcript (SSU-rRNA, 5.8S rRNA, LSU-rRNA); tRNA 3'-end processing. The coding region runs from base 44 to 1138 and encodes 364 amino acids. Gene Ontology annotation, molecular function: ribonuclease P activity; ribonuclease MRP activity. Lineage: Eukaryota; Metazoa; Porifera; Demospongiae; Suberitida; Halichondriidae.